GCCACACGAUUUGACACUAUUUUGUCAACGAAUUAAAUCUCCGUACGUCUAAAAUUACCGCUGUGUGCCCUAUCCUUCUAUUUAUGCUCCUAAGCAAAUCGAUUGGCUUCGCUGAACCCAAAUUAAACCAAAUUUCAACGGAAAUCUUCACUUAGAAUUUCGCAUAGUCACGUUCGAGAAAAAAACUUUUAACGGUAAAAUUAUGAGCGAAGAAAAAGCAAAACGCUCCGGACGAAUUCCGGUGCGUGUUAAACCAGGAACGCGAAAAAAUCAAACAGUUGCAACCGGAACUAAACCCGGAAAAGAAAAAUGGGUGCCAAAGAGCAACAAACCUUCCAGAAUUCCAGUUUUGGUAAAAAGGCGCCCGAAAAAAAUCAUUAGGAACAAGUCGUACACCAAAGUUAAAAAAGCGCCACCACAAAAACCAGAACCAAAAUUGAAUGAAGAAAGUGGUGGAAAAAACCACUGGCACGAACGUGGAGAUUUUGGAGACAUACGUCGCAAGUCUAGUGUUACUUUGAAAAAAUCAGCUGUUAUAGUUCGAGAAAAGGGCGAAGAAAUCCCCCAGAUAAUUUUUAAUGAAGAAUUUGAAGAAAGCGAUACUUUAAGCUCAAGUACGCUGUCUUUGAACAGUGAAGAACUAGUGUUUUUUAGUCGCAUCGAGGAAAUGAGUAGUUGCGAAUUCGAAACUAUUUUCGACGGUCAACUUGAAGCAUUGGACGAUUUUGACUUAAUGCCACUUCAGCCCGAGUACGCUUUCGAAAAAGAAGAAGAAGAAAAAAGUCACUCUGUUUCCGAAAUUCAAAAUGCUGAUUAUUUCCGCUGUAAAAACUACCUCCAAUCGUCCUUCCCCCUUAUAGUCAUGGCCCAAUUCGACACCAAAACUCCUCCCCUUCCUCCGCCUCAAUCAGAAGGGGUCUUAAUAAAGCUCGAAGAAGAAGAAGAAGAAGAAUUUGAAUAUGAGCCAGAAUGGAAAGGCAGCGAAACAAGUAUCGUAAUUCAACGCUACAUUGAUUCGGGUUUAAGGCCUUUAAAGCCGGACGAGUCACGUCUAUAUCUCGAUCCAAUCCAUUAUCAAAGAAAGAAGAAAGUUCCAACGACUUACGAUGGAGUCCAACCACUUUUACAAGACAUUCCGUCCGAAAUCUUUCAAACUCCGAAAGUUCGUAAAACGGAGAGUCCACAAAAAGUGGGGCCCGAAUCAGAAGUUUUGAGCGAAAAAGAGUCAGAAUCAAGUGAAGAAAGUCUGGAAAUACCAACAACUCCCGAAAGUAUUGACACUGAACCGUUGAAGAAGUUGCAAGAGCUCGAAGAUACGACUUUCACCAUCGAAACUGACAAGGAAGAAGAAGAGCCCGAACAAUUGGAAGAGAAAGAAGAAGAGCCUGAAGAUUUAGAAGAGAAGGAAGAAGAACCCGAAAUUAUAGAGGAACAGGAAGAAGAACCGGAAAUCAUAGAGGAAAAAGAAGAAGAGCCUGAAAUUAUGGAGGAAAAAGAAGAAGAGCCUGAAGUUAUAGAGGAAAAAGAAGAAGAGCCUGAAAUUAUAGAGGAGAAAGAAGAAGAGCCUGAAAUUUUAGAGGAGAAGGAAGAAGAGCCUGAAAUUUUAGAGGAGGAAGAAGAAGAGCCUGAAAUUGUGGAGGAAAAAGAAGAAGCGCCUGAAAUUAUAGAGGAGAAGGCAGAAGAACCUGUAGUUUUGGAGGAGAAAGAAGAAGAGCCUGAAACUGUGGAGGAGAAAGAAGAAGAGCCUGAAAUUAUAGAGGAGAAAGAAGAAGAGCCUGAAAUUAUAGAGGAGAAAGAAGAAGAGCCUGAAAUUAUAGAGGAGAAAGAAGAAGAGCCUGAAGUUUUAGAGGAGACGGAAGAAGAAAAAGAGCCUGAAAUUUUAAAAGAGAAGGAAGAAGAAGAAGAACCUGAAAUUUUAGAAGAGAAGGAAGAAGAACCUGAGUCUGAAAUCAUAGAGAAGAAAGCAGAAGAGCCUGAAAUUAUAGAGGAGAAGAAAGAAGAGCCUGAAAUUUUAGAGGAGAAAGAAGAAGAGCCUGAAAUUGUGGAGGAGAAAGAAGAGCCUGAAAUUUUAGAGGAGAAAGAAGAAGAGCCUGAAAUUGUAGAGAAGAAAGAAGAGCCUGAAAUUUUAGAGGAGAAGCAAGAAGAAGAAGAGCCUGAAGUUUUAGAAGAGAAGAAAAAAGAGCCUAAAAUCAUAGAGAAGAAAAAAGAAGAGCCUGAAAUUGUGGAGGAGAAAGAAGAAGAGCCUGAAAUUAUAGAAAUAAAAAAAGAAAAGCCUGAAAUUUUAGAGGAAAAAGAAGAAGAGCCUGAAAUUUUAGAAGAGAAAGAAGAGGAGCCUGAAAUUUUAGAGGAGAAAGAAGAAGAGCCAAAAAUCAUAAAGAAGAAGGAAGAGGAGCCUGAAAUCAUUGAGGAGAAAAAAGAGUCAGUAAUCAUAGAGGAGAAGGAAGAAGAGCCUGCAAUUGUGGAGGAGAAAGAAGAGGAGCCUGAAAUCACAGAAGAGGAGGAAGAAGAGUCUGAAAUCAUAGUGAAAAAAGAAGAAGAGCCUGAAAUCAUAGAAGAGAAGAAAGAAGAGCCUGAAAUCAUAGAGACGAAAGGAGAGCCUGAAAUUAUAGAAGAGAAGGAAGAAGAGCCUGAAAUUGUGGAGAAGAAAGAAGAAAGGCCUGAAGAACCUUUUGAAUAUAAGCCUAAAGAGUUGAAAAAAAGAGAACAAGACGAGUUUUGCAUUCAUACAAGAGAUGCCCCUUAUGAAGGCGAUUCAGGAGAAUUUUCCUCCACUUCGACUCUAACAGAUGAAGUAAUAGAGUGGAAGGAAAGAAAACAACGAACCAUCUUCAAAAUCAUAAGAAUAAAAGACGAGUUUUGUGUUCACACUCACAGCCCUGUGUCUAGUUAUAGUGACAGUAGUUGCUCAUGUGCGAAUUUAACCGAAGAAGAAGAAGUCCCUAAAACCAAAAUUCAGACUUCACCACAACCAAAAUUUGACCAAAAAGUCAAAAGUCGGUCUCGCCGAACAAAAAAUUUAGAAAAAGGAGACCAAAAUACCAAAAAGUUAACAGAAGAAAAAUCUAAAGACCAACAAAUUCAGACUUCUUCAACAAGUGGCAGUCUGACCGAAAAAAACAAAAUUAAAACUAGGGAUGCUGCAAGUUUGGCCACAACUGAAAGUUUAAUAAAAUACAUAGCAACAGCUUCUCAAACAAAAAGUACCCAAACUGUCGAUGCGAGAAGUUUGGAUUCUUGCGAAUGUAUAACAGAGUACAAAAGAUCCAGAAAACAAAGUACGUCGGAUAAAAGCCUCCAAGUCCAGAUUCGGACUUCACCUUCUAAUAGUUUGGCCUCACGUGAAAGUCUGACAAAGAAACAAGCAAGUUCCAAAAGUGGAAGUACAUCAGAUAGAGGUCUUAAAGUCCAAAGUAGGACUUCACCUCGCGAGAGUAUGGCCGAAGAAAGCCAAACACAAACAACUGAUGCCGAAAGUUUGGCUUCACGUGAAAGUAUAACAAAAGACAAAUCAAAAGGUUCCCGAAGUAGAAGUACGUCGGAUAAAAAUUUUACAGUCCAAAGUAGGACUUCACGUCUCGGGAGUUUGGCUGAAGAAGACCAAAUACAAACUGCUGAUGCAGAAAGUUUGGUCUCGCGUGAAAGUGUAACAAAGGACAAAUCAACAGGUUCCCGAAGUAGAAGUACAUCAAAUAAAGUUCUUAAAGUCCAAAGUAGGGCUUCACCUACCGGAAGUUUGGCCGAAGAAACUGCUGCUGCCGAAAGUAUAGUCUCACGUGGAAGCUUAACAAAAGACAAAAUAAGUUCCCGAAGUGGAAGUAUGUCGGUUAAAAGUCUUAAAAUCCCAAGUCGGACUUCGCCUCGAAGCAGUUUGGCCGAAGAAGGCCAAAUACAAACUGCUGAAGCCGGAAGUUUAGCUUCACGUGGAAGUAUAACAAAGGACAAACCAACGAGUUCCCGAAGUAGAAGUACAUCAAAUAAAGUUCUUGAAGUCCAGAGUAGGACUUCACCUACCGGGAGUUUGGCCGAAGAAACUGCUGCUGCCGAAAGUUUAGUCUCACGUGGAAGCCUAACAAAAGACAAAAUAAGUUCCCGAAGUAGAAGUAUGUCGGUUAAAAGUCUUAAAAUCCCAAGUCGGACUUCGCCUCGAAGCAGUUUGGCCGAAGAAGGCCAAAUACCAACUGCUAAAGCCGGAAGUUUAGCUUCACGUAGAAGUAUAACAAAGGACAAACCAACGAGUUCCCGAAGUAGAAGUACAUCAAAUAAAGUUCUUGAAGUCCAGAGUAGGACUUCACCUACCGGGAGUUUGGCCGAAGAAACUGCUGCUGCCGAAAGUUUAGUCUCACGUGGAAGCUUAACAAAAAACAAAAUAAGUUCCCGAAGUGGAAGUAUGUCGGUUAAAAGUCUUAAAAUCCCAAGUCGGACUUCGCCUCGAAGCAGUUUGGCCGAAGAAGGCCAAAUACAAACUGCUGAAGCCGGAAGUUUAGCUUCACGUGGAAGUAUAACAAAGGACAAACCAACGAGUUCCCGAAGUAGAAGUACAUCAAAUAAAGUUCUUGAAGUCCAGAGUAGGACUUCACCUACCGGGAGUUUGGCCGAAGAAACUGUUGCUGCCGAAAGUUUAGUCUCACGUGGAAGCUUAACAAAGGACAAAAUAAGUUCCCGAAGUGGAAGUAUGUCGGUUAAAAGUCUUAAAAUCCCAACUCGGACUUCGCCUCGAAGCAGUUUGGCCGAAGAAGGCCAAAUACAAACUGCUGACGCCAGAAGUUUAGCUUCACGUGGAAGUAUAACAAAGGAUAAACCAACAAGUUCCCGAAGUAGAAGUACGUCGGAUAAAAAAUUUAAAGCCCAAAGUAGGACUUCACCUACCGGGAGUUUGACCGAAGAAGGCCAAACUAAAACUGGUGAUGCCGAAAGUUUAGUCUCACGUGAAAGCAUAACAAAAGACAAAUCAACAAGUUCCCGAAGUAAAAGUACGUCAGAUAAAACUCUUAAAGUCCAGAGUAGGACUUCACCUUCCGAGAGUUCGGACGAAGAAGGACAAACUAAUACUGCUGAUGCCAGAAGUUUGGCUUCACGUGGUAGUUUAACAAAAGACAAAACAACAAGUUCCCGAAGUAGAAGUACGUCAAUUAAAAGUCUUAAAGUCCAAACUCGGACUUCGCCUCUAAGCAUUUUGGCUGAAGAAGGCCAAAUACAAACAGCCGAAGCCGAAAGUUUGGCGUCACGUGGAAGUUUAUCAAAGAAAAAAGGUUCCCAAAGUGUAAAUACGUCAGAUAAGAGCAUGAAAGUCCUAAGUCGGCCGUCACCACCCGGAAGUUUGGCCGAAGAAGGCCAAACUAAAACCGAUGAUGCCGGAAGUUUGGUCUCACGUGAAAGUAUAACAAAAGACAAAUCAACAAAUUCCCGAAAUAAAAAUCUUAAAGUGCAAAGUAGGACUUCACCUCUAGAGAAUUCGGCCGAAGGAGAACAAACUAAAACUGCUGAUGCCGAAAAUUUGGCUUCCCGUGGAAGUAUAACAAAAGAAAAAGGUUCCCGAAGUGGAAGUACGUCGGAUAAGAACCUCAAAGUCCAAACUCGGACUUCACCCCCCGGAAGUUUAGCUGAAGAAGGCCAAACUAAAACUGGUGAUGCCAAAAGUUCGGCUUCACGUGGAAGUAUAACAAAGGACAAAACAACAAGUUCCCGAAGUAGAAGUACGUCGGUUAAAAGUUUUAAAGUCCAAACUCGGACUUCACCUCUAAGCAGUUUGGCGGAGGAACAAACUGCCGAAGUCAAAAGUUUAGCUUCACGUGGAAGUAUAACAAAGGAAAAAGGUUCCCGAAGUGGAAGUAUGUCAGAUAAAGGCCCCAAAGUCCAAACUCGGACUUCACUUCCCGGGAGUUUGACUGAAGAAGGCCAAACUAAAACUAGUGAAGCCGGAAGUUUGGCCUCACGUGGAAGUAUAACAAAAGAACAAACAACAAAAUCCCGAAGUGGAAGUAUGUCGGAUAAAGAUCUUAAAGUCCAAACUAGGACUUCACCUCCUGGCAAUUUGACCGAAAAAGUUCAAACUCAAAGUGCUUCUUCUACUAAAAGUAUAACAAAAGACAAGCCAACAGGUUCCCGUGCAGAAAAUAUCCCUGAAAAAAGCCUUAAGGUUCAAAUUCGGUCUUCACGCCUAAGCAGUUUGGCCGAAGAAGGCCAAACUCAAACAGCCGAUGGUAAAACUCUAGCCUCUACGAAAAGUAUAAUAAGAGAUAAGUCACCAAGUUCCCGAACAGGAAGUAUCUCAGAAAAGAGCCUAAAAGUCCAAAUUCGGGCUUCACCUCCCGGUAGUUUGUCAGAAGAAGACCAAACUCCAAUUUCCGAUAAACCGCCAACUGUUAGUAAAAAGAAUAAACGAGAACGGCGUCCAAAAGUUCGUCAUCAACCUUCAACGAGAUCGCUUGUAGAACCCGAAAAAGAUUCGGCAAUUUCGGCUUCAACCUUAAUGCUCGUCAGUAAUAAAGAACGAAGACGUACUAAAAGUCGCAUGCAAGUCCUUUCAAAAUUACCUUGAAUCGCCAAUAUCACGUGUACUGUCAAGCAUAAUAAAAGGGUAAUUAAUUCUC
Tribolium castaneum (red flour beetle) is the source of this 6590-nucleotide messenger RNA. RefSeq names its product titin. The coding region runs from base 203 to 6538 and encodes 2111 amino acids. The record is from RefSeq and is a predicted model, not a curated record. The transcript has 2 exons. NCBI's taxonomy places the organism in Eukaryota, Metazoa, Arthropoda, Insecta, Coleoptera, Tenebrionidae.